Molecule: messenger RNA, 1575 nt
Organism: Tilletiaria anomala UBC 951
Lineage: Eukaryota; Fungi; Basidiomycota; Exobasidiomycetes; Georgefischeriales; Tilletiariaceae
Product: phenylalanyl-tRNA synthetase
Exons: 2
Coding region: 1-1575 (524 amino acids)
Biological process (GO): phenylalanyl-tRNA aminoacylation
Cellular component (GO): cytoplasm; mitochondrion
Molecular function (GO): phenylalanine-tRNA ligase activity; ATP binding; tRNA binding
Source: RefSeq, a predicted model, not a curated record
AUGCAGCGCACCCCGAUCACUCCUGAGGGAAACCUAAGUAACAGAGCAACGGUCAAACCAAGUGGCUCUCGCGGGUUCAAAUCAUCCUCAGCUUCAGAAUCCGGCUCUUCUGACAUUCAGCGAACUCCAUCCGGCCCUAGCACAAUCAAUGUCCUCGAUCAUGAGUACCCCACCGACGACUACACGAACAUUCCUUCCAGCAUCCUCUCACGUCUAUCAGAGGCGCCUGUGCUUCUUAAGACGCCCGCUCAUCCUCUUAAUCUACUUCAACAGCAAAUCCAACGGCACCUUUCUUCCUUCACCUCCAUCUGGCCUCCACCCUCACCCGUCGUCACUUCUGAGCUCAACUUUGGCGACCUUGGCUUCGACGAGGAUCACCCCGGCCGAAGUCCAACCGACACGUACUAUGUGAAUCGGCAAGUGUGCUUGCGCACGCAUACUUCUGCCCAUGAGGUUGAGACAUUCAAAAAGGGGCUCGAUGCUUGGCUUCUCUGCGCGGACGUGUACCGGCGAGACGAGAUUGAUGCAUCGCACUAUCCCAUAUUCCACCAGAUGGAGGGCGCCCGCGUGUUCGACCCAACGAAAGGCGAUUAUGACGAGGGUGGAAUCGUCCUGCACGAGUGUGAGGAGAUGGAGGCGAGAUUGCGGGAAGCGGAGAUCGAGAUCGACGAUCAAGUUGACUUGCAAGAUGCUGGCGGCUGGCAGGAAAGCCACAACACGCAGCACGCGGCGCUAGCACUCCGCCAUCUAAAGGCCACACUCAACGGCCUCGUGCUCGAGCUUUUCGGCCCAAGGCAUGCCGUAGAGGCCGCAGCGGCCGCUGCAGCUGCUCAAGGUACAGGUAAAAAAGUGAACAUUGAGCCGCUCAAGGUGCGUUGGGUGUCUGCCACGUUCCCCUUCACCUCCCCAUCCUUUGAAAUCGAGGUUCUCUUCCGGGGCAAGUGGCUAGAGAUCCUGGGCUGUGGCGUCGUCAAGCAGCUCACGCUCGAUAAAGCUGGCAUACCCGGGAAGCUUGGCUGGGCGUUCGGACUGGGCAUGGAGCGCAUCGCGAUGGUGCUCUACUCGAUCCCGGACAUUCGCCUCUUCUGGAGCAAGGAUCCGCGCUUCUUGUCACAAUUUGCACUCGGAGACACUAGGCUGCUGGAAGACAAAGCAGGCCCCAUACAAACAGAUAGCGUCCGCUCUGCCGGCGGCAACGACUCUUUCUCGGCGUCUUCUGCAUCGCGCAGCAAAUCAGCCGAGCUUGUCACCUUCCGGCCGUAUUCCAAGUACCCGCCAUGCUACAAGGAUACUUCUUUCUGGCUCCCUCAAGACACGUCACCUGAAAAUGUCAGGAGCAGUCGCGCUUUCCAUGAAAAUGAUCUGAUGGAAAUCGUGCGCGAUACCGCCGGCGACCUGGCUGAGGCGGUCGAAUUGAUUGAUGACUUUACGCACCCCAAAACUGGCAAGCGCAGUCUCUGCUACCGCGUCAAUUACCGCAGCAUGGACCGGAAUCUGGAGAAUGAAGAGGUCAAUGAACUGCAUCGCCGAGCUGUCAAGCGUUUAGUGGAUGAGAUUGGCGUGACGCUGAGGUGA